Triticum aestivum (bread wheat) is the source of this 1750-nucleotide messenger RNA. Its product is annotated as hydroxycinnamoyltransferase 2-like. Bases 149 to 1549 code for a protein of 466 amino acids. Gene Ontology annotation, molecular function: acyltransferase activity, transferring groups other than amino-acyl groups. The transcript has a single exon. The record is from RefSeq and is a predicted model, not a curated record. NCBI's taxonomy places the organism in Eukaryota, Viridiplantae, Streptophyta, Magnoliopsida, Poales, Poaceae.
CGGUGUCACCGUCACCAGCAAGCGAACAGCGCUGAUCGCAUCGCCAACGAUCACUUUAUUCCAUUAGACUUUGUUCGGGGAUAAAAACAAAGCGGGGCCUGUUCUGCCGGCCGCCUCGCCGCGCGCUCCGCUCCGGUCGCCCGGCGAGAUGCCGCUGGAGCGCUUCGACGUGCGGAUCUUGUCCCGGGAGCUGGUCCGGGCCUCCGACCCUCCCCCGGGCUUCCCGGCCGUGCACGCCGUCUCCAACCUCGACCUCCUCCUCGGCCCCUUCCCCAUCUACCUCGUCUGCAUCUACCCGCCCCCGCCGGGCGGGCUGGGCCCCGUGCUCGCGGCCGUCCGCGCGGCCCUCCCGGCCUACCUCUCCCGCUUCUUCCCCUUCGCCGGCCGCGUCGUGCGCCGCCCGGACACCAACGUCCCCGAGGUCGCCUGCGACAACGCCGGCGCCGAGCUCGUCGUCGCCGACGCCGCCGGGGUCCCCCUCGCCGCCGUCGACUUCGCGCGCGUCGACCGCUCGCUGGGCAUGGUCCAGAUCCCGUUCGACGCGGGGCUCGCGCUGUCGCUGCAGCUGGUCCGGUUCGCGUGCGGGGGGUUCGCGCUCACCGUCGCCACCAACCACCUCCUCGCCGACGGCCGGGCGUUCGUCGUGCUGCUCAACAGCCUCGCGGAGAUGGUCCGCGCCGGCGGUGGGGCGCUCUCCCGCGGGCCUGUGCUCGACCGGUCGUCCCUGCUCCCCCCGCGGUCGCCGCCGGUGUACGGCCCGUCGCUGGACGCGGAGUUCGCGAGGUUCACGCCGGCGACCAUGAUCAACCCCCUCCUGGCCGCGGCCAUGGAACGGCGCCUCUACCGCAUCGACGCGGCCGACCUCGCCGGGCUCCAGAUCGCGGCGUCGUCCGGCGAUGGCGGCCGCCGCACCUCGCGCUUCGUGGCGCUGUGCGCGCACGUCUGGAAGCUCCUGGCCCGUGCGGUCGGCGACUCCGACCCCAACUGCCGGAUGGCGUGGAUCGUGGACGGCCGGAAGUGCGUGGAGCCGUCGGAGGGCGCGCUGGACAUGUACAUGGGGAACGUGGUCACCUACACGGCCCGCGAGGCGAGCGUGGCGGGGCUGCUGCGCGCGCCGCUGCACGAGGUGGCGGCCGCCGCGCGCGCGGCCAUGGCGUCGGUGAUGACCAGGGGCAGGUUCCAGGAGCUGGUGGACUGGGUGGAGGUGAACAAGACUGCGUACAAGGACGGCGGGAAGUGGACGGAGGCGGUGAACCUCGGCCUGGGCAGCCCGGCGCUGGUGAUCUCCGGCCUGCUCCCGUUCGCCAUCGACGGGGACCUGGGGUUCGGGAAGCCGAGGCUGGUCCUGCCGUGGCUGCGGCACGGCCGGCUGGGGUCGGCGUCGGUGACGGUCGUGCCCUGCCCGGGCGGGGACGGGUCGUGGUUCGUGGGCGGCACGAGGCUGUGGCCGCGGCUGGUGGAGGUGAUCGAGGCCGGCCCGGAGAGCCUGCUGAAGCCGGUGACCGCGGCGAGCCUGGGGUUCGAGGCGCCCCACGGCUCUCGUCUGUGAGCUCGCGGCGAGCAGGUGCUGUGGUUCUCUAGAUAUUCAGUAACUUGUAGAGCUCAUUCAGAAUAGAAGCACUGGGUAAAAUUCUUGUGCUAUUUCUCUUUGAGAUUCAGAAAUAUGUUCUUCCGGGCAAGCAGAUUCUCUGCAAGUCUUGUGAGCCAAUAUAUAAACAACUGAAGUUUUGGUUGGUUUUUCCAUUAGGCA